UUGUUGUUGUUGUAUUUUGCGUUUAUUUGGCCUGAGGAGCAAGGCCUCAUAUCGCCAUUUCGCUUUUUUUUGUCAUUUGACGGCUGUCAUCUGUGUAACGUUGGAUCGUUACACACGUAACUUAGCCAUUUUUAGGAAUUUCAGAAUCUCUUUCAGCCUUUGUUUGUUAAAAUUUUUUGUUUGGUUCUUCACUAUUUCACUUAUUUUUUGGAAGUUUUCCCAGUCGAAGUGAUUCCUCAAGUGGUUAAAUUUCACACAGUCUAGCAGAGCAUGUUCUCCAACCAGUACUCUGAAAAGUCAUGGCCAGCAAGAACUCUAUUCAGCAAACGGAUCUCUUCCCCGUCCAGUUCGGCGUACCAGAACCACGGUUUGAUUGGAAAUUCGGUGCACAAAUCGAAAAAUUUCUUCCCUUUGUUGCCGUUUAAUGCCAUUUCUUGAUACCAUUGGUUCGUUGCGGUUCCCAGUUCCUGUUUAUAGCUUCUAAUAGCGUCGAUCCAAAGCAAUUUGUUUAGAACAAUUGCAUCCGAAUUAACUCCUGUCUUGGCCAGGCAAUCGGCUUCUUCGUUCCCUGCAACACCGAUGUGUCCCGGUAUCCAUUGAAGUAUGGAUUUAGUAAGCUGCAAAUUGCGACAUAUUUCGCCUGUCAGUUGAUCCCAGCUUUUUUCUAUUUGGCAAGAAAGAAGCAGUUGGCAUGCUGCUUGUGAAUCUGUAAGUAUUACAUUCCUUUCGGUUUCUAAACUUGCGAUUUCUUUCAGGGCUAUUUGAAUUGCGAUUAAUUCUGCUGUCAUGAUACAAACUGGUUGGUCGAGUCGUAAGCUGAUCUUCGUUUCGGAAUCUCUCAUAUACACGCCUACACCGCAGCCCUCCGUAGUUUUAGAGGCGUCCGUGUAAAUUUGCGUACAAUGUCGGUAUUCGUUAUUUAAGUGGUCCAAUGUUAUUUGUCGCAUCGUGGAUGUGUUCAUUUUCUUUUUAUUGAUCGGAACUCCGUCUAUGAAUGGUCGCACGUCUAUGUCUGUUGAAUUUAUCAUUUCAUAGUUUUCGUAAACAUUUUUGACUCUUUGCGAAUUAGUCAAAUAGACUUUUUCCAUGAACGUAUGUACUUUAGAGUUUUGGACAUUCUCAUGUUCUUCAAGUGCAUUUAGUUGUUCGGCAAUAGCGUCCUUUUUUUUGAAGUGUUGAGUAAUUUUUUUCAAAGCGUAGUAGUACCGUUUUAGGGUUAGAGGCUCCUCGUUCGCCAAUGCUGCAAGGGUGUUAAUUGGAGUGGUCUUGGUGCAUCCAGUAGCUAUUCGUUGGCAUUGCCUACUGGCUACUGCUAACAUUUCCUGGUAGGUCUUUGGAGUGUCUCCGUAAAUCGCGCUUCCGUAAGAUAAGUAGCUCCCGUACAGUGCUUUAUGAAAGAGAAUCAUCACUCUGGGUGUUGCUCCCUUUUUUAUGCUUCCUACAAUUUUCAGCAUGUUUUGUCGAUCUUUUAUUUUGGACUUUAAUUCUUUUAUGUGUGCGACAAAAUUGAGUUUUUUGUCAAGGAAAACACCCAGAUAUUUAUAGUUUCUCACAUUUUCAAUAGGUGAUCCCAUGACGGUUAGUCCUAGAUCUACAUUUUUCUGGAUGAACACCAUAGCCUUGGUUUUGCUUGGGUUCAGCUGAAGAUUAAGCUCUAUACUGUAAUUAGCAAAACGGUUGAUGGCACGUUGCGCUUUGUCUAUGGCUUCUUUUAAAGUUUUUCCCUGAACAAUCUUGAUGAAGUCAUCAGCAAACUGUACAGUGACUAUCUUUUCUUCUUCUGGAUCUGUGCUGUGAAGUUUUGUCGUGUAGAGAUUAAACAGUGUCGGGGACUAUGGUGAUUACUUGUGAUCACGUCAGCAUGAUCAUCAGAAUUGUAAUAUUUUAAAAAAUUCCGGAAAUACCACAUCUGGCGACGAGUGAAAAGAAGAAUAAUUUUAGUAUCCAAGGAUUAUAAGAAUUCAUUUUAUUACAUCCUUCAAAUGGAAGCUUGGAAUAUCUGUCCUUUUAAAUUCAAUCAUCUACAUACAACAUAAAUUCGGACAGAAUGGCAUAAAUGGCGACGUAAUUUCGAAGUGAUUGUAGCAGCUGCAGGAGAGAAAAAUGCAACCAGGUUGAGAAAUAUUUUACUAGCCAAAGGAGGUGUUGAACUCCAGGAUGUGUUUUAUUCACUUGAUGGUGCAAAUGUUGCUGAGGAUAAAGCGCAUAAUGUAGACCCUUUUAAGGUAACUGUUGAUAAGUUUAUUUUUUUUUUAAUUCCAUAUACUCACAUAAUAUGGUAAAACUUUAGGUAGCUAUUGCAAAACUCGAUGAGUUUUUCUCACCAAAACAUCAUGAAUCCUAUGAACGAAACGAAUUUUGUAAACUGUUUCUUCAAACGGGACAAGAUGGUGAAAAAGAGUCACUAUCAAAAUUCCUUACUCGUUGUUUGGAACAAGCGAAUAAAUGUAAUUUUGGUAAAUCGGAAGUGGAAAGUCGUGAGUUAAGGAUAAUUGACAAAGUUAUUCAGCAUUCUUCACCGGAAAUGCGAGAAAAAUUACUUCAAGAAGAAAAUUUAUCCUUAGCUCAACUUACAAGGAUAGUCAGAUCGACAGAAUCGAUUAAAUUUCAAGCUCUUACAAUUAAUGAAAUUUCCGGACCCAAUGUUUUCCAAGUUAAUUCCAAUGUGAAUAGAAUUCUAGAUCAAAGAAAUAUUUUAAAUAAUGCAUGUUACCGGUGUGGAGACAAAAAUCAUUUUGCCAACGAUCCAUUAUGUCCAGCUAGAGGGUUUAAGUGUCCAAAGUGUUCUAAAAUGGGACAUUAUCCUCAGUGCUGUAAGUCUACUGGGAAACAGGUGACUAACAAGCGUCAACAUUCGGCUAAUUUUUUUCAACAACAGAAUAAGAAAUUUAAAUCACACAACGUACGGUUGAUAGAAUCAACGGAGAACAAUGUUAAUCAAGAACAACAGAGUUUCAUUUAUCAAAUUGGAGAUGGUGACGAAAUGAUGUGGUUGAAAAUUGGUGGUGUGCUCAUCCAAAUGCUAGUAGAUUCUGGUAGUUCCAAAAAUAUCAUCGAUUUCACCACCUGGGAAUACAUGAAGCAACAAGGAGUUAAAGUUCGUCAGCCUGAGCGUCUACCUAACACCACUCUUCGUGGUUAUGGUACUUUAUCAAAACCUCUACAAAUAUCAACAGUGUUUGAAGCAGUUAUAUCUGUUGAUGGUUUACCCCAAUCGGAGCAAGUCGCUACAUUCUUUGUCGUUGUUGAUGGAGCACAGCCUCUACUUGGCAAAGAGACUGCCAAAUUACUUGGUGUGUUGACAAUUGGAUUGCCCCAAUCAGUUAACUCUGUUGUUUCAUUUGAAAAACGUCCAUUUCCAAAAAUGAAAAAUGUUCUACUACGCAUACCUGUAAAUUCGAAUGUAAACCCUGUAGCACAACGUGUUCGUAGACCACCUGUUGCUCUGCUGUCUAGAAUUGAAGAAAAGAUUGCUCAAUUGUUGGCCAACGACAUCAUAGAACCAGUUGAAGGUGGAGCUACAUGGGUAUCUCCGUUAGUUACCAUUCUCAAGGACAAUGGUGAUUUACGUUUAUGUGUUGACAUGAGACGCGCCAAUCAAGCUAUUAUAAGAGAACAUUACAUGAUGCCGACGUUUGAAGAUUUUUUGCCACGCCUGAAGUCUGCUAAUUUUUUUAGUCGUCUAGACAUAAAAGACGCUUUUCAUCAGAUUGAAUUAGAAGAGUCCUCCCGUUAUAUUACAACAUUUAUAAGUCAUAAAGGAUUAUUUCGCUAUAAGCGUUUAAUGUUUGGAAUUUCAUGUGCACCUGAAAUGUUUCAGAAGACUCUCGAACAAAUAUUGAUUGGUUGUGAAAAUGUAAUCAAUUAUAUUGAUGAUAUUUUCGUUUAUGGUGAAACUCAAGAAGAACAUGACCGAAGUUUGUCACAAAUAUUAGCUGUCUUAAAAAGUCGUAAUAUUCUCCUCAAUAAUCAAAAAUGCAUCUUCAAAGUACGCGAGAUAGAAUUUCUAGGACAUAAGAUUUCUGCUGAAGGAGUUCGACCAAUGGAGAACAAAAUAGGCUGUUUGCAAAAAUUUCGCAAACCUAGAACUUCGGAAGAAGUUCGAAGUUUUCUUGGACUUGUAACGUAUAUUGGCAAAUUUAUACCGAAUUUAGCAACUAUAACAGCACCUUUACGAGAACUUAUUUGCAAAAAUAUUAGAUUCAAAUGGGAAGCGAAGCAUGAAGAAAGUUUUCAACAUCUGAAACAAGCUAUUUCAAAUGUCCGAACUCUAUCGUUUUUUGAUAACAAUCUCCGAACUAGAGUAGUCGCCGAUGCGUCUCCAGUUGCUCUAGGAGCUGUUUUAAUUCAGUUUAUUGAUCACACCGAUAAUGAACCUCGAGUCAUUCGCUAUGCAAGCAAAAGUUUAUCUAAAACAGAAAGUCGUUAUUGUCAGACGGAAAAAGAAGCAUUGGCUUUAGUCUGGGCGGUUGAGAAAUUUUCAAUUUAUUUGAUUGGUCGUGAAUUUGAACUUGAAACUGAUCAUAAGCCUUUGGAAAUUAUUUUUGCUCCUACAUCGACACCAUGUGCACGAAUUGAACGUUGGGUUCUACGAUUGCAGUCUUUCCGGUUCGUUGUGAAGUACCGAAAAGGUUCAGGAAACAUAGCAGAUUCUCUUUCACGGUUAGUCGAGCAAGAACCUUCUGGAGAUUUCGAACAAGAUAAUAAAUUUUUGGUGCUCGCUGUCAAAGAGUCCGUUGCUAUUGAUAUUCAAGAACUAGAAGAAGCAACACUUUCCGAUCUGGAGUUAAAGACUGUGAAAGAUUGUUUGCGUACAGGAAUAUGGUCAAGUUCUUUAGUUAAACAUUAUGAACCAUUUGCAAAUGAACUUGGAAUUCUUAGCGAUAUGGUUGUGCGUUGCAACAAACUGGUCGUUCCAAAAAUUUUACGGCAUCGAAUGUUAGAACUGGGACAUGAAGGUCAUCCAGGCGAAUCUGUGAUGAAGAAGCGAUUGCGAGAAAGGGCUUGGUGGCCUAUGAUGGAUAAGGAUAUCAAGAAAUAUGUUCUUGAUUGUGAGGGAUGUAGACUAACUGGACUUCCCAGCAAGCCAAUUCCGAUGGCACGACGAGAGUUACCGUUGAAACCUUGGAUUGAUAUAGCAAUCGAUUUCAUGGGACCUCUUCCAUCGGGAGAAUAUUUAUUGGUUGUGAUAGAUUAUUUCAGUCGAUACAAAGAAGUAGAAAUCAUGAAUCGCAUUACAUCACGUGACACGGUGGAUAAGUUGAACCAAAUUUUCACAAGACUUGGAUAUCCAAGAACGAUAACUCUUGAUAAUGCUAAACAAUUUGUAGGGAAAGAAUUUGAGGAAUUCUGUAAAGUACAUGGAAUAACGCUUAAUCACACAGCACCAUAUUGGCCUCAAGAAAAUGGUCUUGUUGAAAGGCAAAAUCGAUCUUUAUUGAAGAGACUUCAAAUUAGCCAUGCCUUCGGUAGAGAUUGGAAGAAAGAUCUUAAAGAUUAUCUUAUGAUGUACUAUACAACUCCACAUUCGACUACAGGAAAAACACCUACUGAGUUGUGUUAUGGGAGAACAAUUCGUUCAAAAUUGCCAACUAUCGAAGAUUUGGAAACUACACCAACAUCAACUGAUUAUCGUGAUCAAGACCGCAUGAGGAAGCAUAAAGGUAAAGAAACAGAAGACAUUCGUCGUGGAGCUGAGACAUCAAAAAUUCAACAGGGGGAUAAAGUUUUAAUGGAAAAUCUAGUUCCAUCAAAUAAAUUAUCAACUAAGUUUGGGAAAACACAGUUUACCGUUACAGAAAGAGUGGGUCCAAGAGCGGUAGUGGAGGAUGAUUCAGGGAGAUCAUUCGAACGAAAUGUAGCUCAUUUGAAGCGAAUACCUUUAGAACAGGAUUCCAGUUCUGAAAUUGAAGAUCUCGAUGAAGCCACGCUCAUAAAUACACCGAUAACGAUUGACGAUGAAGUAUCAGCAAAUGAACAAGAACCUGCUAUCAAUAAUACAUUAAUAUCAUCAAACGUUGCUGAAGUCCGGGGAAGGUUGUCAGCUAAUCGCGAACGUCGAAAGCCUUCAAGAUUCCUGGAUUAUGUCAUGAAAGUUCAACAAACCUCAAACUUUGCUUAAACUAAACGAGAUAUGGUGAUUACUUGUGAUCACGUCAGCAUGAUCAUCAGAAUUGUAAUAUUUUAAAGUAGGCUUUUCAGUGAAAAUACAUUCUUGGAUUAUACAUCAA
Messenger RNA from Uranotaenia lowii, 6230 nucleotides. RefSeq lists its product as uncharacterized. Gene Ontology annotation, biological process: proteolysis; DNA integration. The transcript is spliced from 5 exons. Lineage: Eukaryota; Metazoa; Arthropoda; Insecta; Diptera; Culicidae. The record is from RefSeq and is a predicted model, not a curated record. Gene Ontology annotation, molecular function: nucleic acid binding; aspartic-type endopeptidase activity. Bases 2525 to 6121 code for a protein of 1198 amino acids.